AUGCUAGUCCGUGUUGAUGCUGCUAUCAAGGUAAAACGUCGAAUUGAGUUCCGGAAUGAAAAGAUAAUGUUCCAUCAAGUGAAUGCAAGACCACAUGUAUUCCCCGGCUGGACUCUGUACGGACUACAAUGGGCUCCUUUGCCACACCCAACAUAUAGCCUCGACAUCGCUCUUUCGGACUUCUACCUUUUCUCACACCUGCAGCAAUAUCUUACUGGUGCUAUCUUCCAUUCUGAACAGGACGUCCUAAAUGAGAUCGAUCUGUUUUUGGACUUGCUGCCACCAUGUUUCUGGGCCGACGGUUUGAAAUACAGCCAAUGA
This is a messenger RNA of Stegodyphus dumicola, 321 nucleotides long. RefSeq names its product histone-lysine N-methyltransferase SETMAR-like. Lineage: Eukaryota; Metazoa; Arthropoda; Arachnida; Araneae; Eresidae. The record is from RefSeq and is a predicted model, not a curated record.